Molecule: messenger RNA, 915 nt
Organism: Trifolium pratense (red clover)
Lineage: Eukaryota; Viridiplantae; Streptophyta; Magnoliopsida; Fabales; Fabaceae
Product: probable F-box protein At2g36090
Exons: 1
Coding region: 1-915 (304 amino acids)
Molecular function (GO): protein binding
Source: RefSeq, a predicted model, not a curated record
AUGAGCGGAGGUGUAUUCAGUAAGUUAGAUCCAGACAUCAUAACAUUCCAUAUCCUUCCACACCUUGACGGCAAAACCCUAAUCAUAUUAUCCUCAGUUUCUUCCCAAUUCCACAACUUGAUUUGCAGCAACAACAACAACAACAACUCAGAAAAUCUAUGGCGGAACAUUUGCAUCUCCACAUGGCCUUCCUUGGCCAUCACCUUGGCGGUGCCGGACUUCAAAAACUUUCAUUCCAAUGUCAUCUCCAUCUUGCCAGGUGGUUACCGUACCUUCUUCUCCGAUGCUUUCCCUUCCAUUAACUCACCUGAUCUCAACGUUAUUAAUCAUCCUCCUUCCCCUCCUUAUCUUAUACGUUUCUACUUCGCCUCAGAUAUGUUCUUACGUGGACAACCACAACCUUUCGCUUCACUUCGUGGCACUCAAUUAUUACACACAGAAUAUGCACCUCACCGGUCAGUCCCCGAAUGUAUAGCUUUUAGAUUUGGGAUGAAUCACCAAAAGCAUAAGUUGAAGAAUUUUAUCAAGGUAAAGAAACAAGGGAUUGAGGAAUAUUUGAAACAAAAUUUGACAUUCAGUUGUGUUGUUAUCGAAACCAAAGAAACAAAGCGUGCGGGGAGCUUGUUUACUCCUGGCUGUAAACCUGUUGAGGUCAAACGAGCAACCUCGGGGAGGGUAGUUAAAGUGAUUUUUGAGACCUUGCUGCCGAGUCUGUCUAAUUUCUAUACUCAGAUGAUCAAGUGUCGGACAAAGGUGUAUUGCUAUUGGCAAGGUGAUGCAGAAGAUAAGUUCUGCGUCGGGUGCGUUUCCUCUACAUUCAAGGACAUGAAUGGAAAACGUUUGUGGGAGAGAGAUGCUGCAAUCAUAAUCCUCAAUGCUAUCAUAAACGGAGAGAGGAAGAACAAACAAAACUAA